AUGUGCCCAUCGAGAGGAUGGCUCCUUGCUUGUUUGGUGGCCAGAGCGAGCGCCGCCUGUUCUGAGCCCGUGGAUGCGGGACAGGUCCGAAUUGUGGCGACGAGCCUCUGUCCACAGAUAUUUGCACCGGCCCCGAAGACGGGAGAGGAAGAUUGCUUGCGCGGGCAGCAGGGCCCAUCACACUUCGGCGGGCGUUUUCAGCAAAUUCAAGUUCGCGCGGUGUCCUACGUACCGCGCCCCAUCGGAGUGGCCUCGGGCGCCAAGGACGUCUACACCGCGGCCUUCAAGCGAAUCCACCAGCGGGAUCUCUACCUCAUCGCCAAGGUCCUGAAAGCGAAUGCCGUGAAGCUCGAACCCUGGGAUUCCAAGGAAGACCACCAAGAGUUUUUGCAGCUGUGUCGGGAUCUGGGCCUGUUCGUGAUCCCUACCUUCGACCUGAAGUAUUUCUUCCAGGACGAGUGGUUGAAGCGCAACUCGCUGGAGCGCGAGAAGGAGAUGCUGAAGCAUUUCGACGAGAUGCUGCGAAGCGUCCUGAACAAGGAUCCUGUGCUUGCCUGGACUGUCAACUAUGCUCUGCUUCUGAACGAGACGAUUGCAAAGACUCCCAAGGACUCCUGGAAAGAGAAGGACCCUACGGGUAGGCGCGAGAUCUAUUUCGACAUGAUCACGAAGCUCCGCCAGGGCCACUACCGAAGGGAAUGGCAGGAGGACGACCAGUCCUUUAUGCGCCCCUUCCUGCUGCCCCUCGACCUGGACUCGCGAAUCUCGCAGACGGAUGUUGCCUGGUACAUGGCCUUCGCCGAAACCUAUUGGGGCACCUGGCCGAAGGAUUCCAAGGAUGCCAAGGAGCAGAAGAAGCUCAGCGCCUUCGGGGCAUUCGAUGGCUGGAUUGCCGUCACAAAGCCCCCAUCGUCGCAAAGCGGCGUGGAUGCGACGAAAGAUCAGGCUACUGUUCUGCAAAAGCUUGCUGGCGAGUCCUCAGGGACGCCUUCGCAGACUGCCUUCCCGGAGUGCUUGCAGGAUCCCAGCGGUGGAGGCUGCUUCUACAAGAGCAAGAAGGUCAAGAUUCUGCAGUAUGGCUUUGCUGCCCUACAACAGCUGAAGAUCUCGUCGAAGGGCUACCUGAAGAUGGAGGUGGAUUCCAACUUUCAGCAGACCGCCCUUGCAGACGUAUGGAAGUACACAAAUCUCAAGCCUGCCCAAAAGAAGGUUGAGUGCGACGUGGUGGGUGCAGUGGUUGAUGAGUGGGUCGACGACUGGGAUCGUUGCGCUGCAGAGAGAGGUCUUCCUUCGAAUCCCUUUUCCCAGAACAUCGGCGGGGUUUGCGACGAUAUCGCUCACGACAAGCGUCGUCACAUGGAGUGGUUCGGCCUCAACGCUCAGUACGAUGCCUUCGGGACCUUCGUGGGUUUCUUGAAGAUUGGUCGAAGGUCUCUGGCCUUGUCGGGCUUGAGGCAGUGA
Symbiodinium natans is the source of this 1461-nucleotide messenger RNA. Lineage: Eukaryota; Dinophyceae; Suessiales; Symbiodiniaceae. The record is from the annotation of a GenBank genome assembly.